AUGGCACCCAGAUUCUGCCAGCUCGCCUCUGGCGUUUGCCUCGGAGGAAUGCCCAAGCUGCUUCACCUGCAGCCCGGAGCUCACCGCCUUCGGGAACUUGCCGCUAGUGGAACCAAGCCGCUGGAUGUUGCUGGUGCCGCUGUUGGUCCCCCUGAAGGUGCCGGCACGAAGCCAAUUGGAGCUACCGAUCUUAGCGCUGCCAAUGGUGGUGGACUGGGUGGUGGCCGUGGACCCCUGGACGGCCAGGGUCGUCUGCCCCUCGUGCCCCUCAACACCAACAAUAUUUCCCUCCUGCAUCUCCGCCCUCGUCUUGAAGUCGCGAUCUCGACUCUGCCGCUUCGUGCCUCUUCCACCUUCGAGCAGCGCCGCUACAUCAGUUUCACUCUCAAGGGAGGUCUGAGAAUCCUCGUGCCACCGCCUGAGUUUUGGCCCAAGGACAACAUGGCGAAGCAAACCACCAUCAAGGAGUUCGAGGCGGUCUUCCCGAAGCUUCAAGAUGACGUCUUGAGCUGGGCGAAGCAGUACAACCUGCCUCAGCAGCAGCUCGACUGGUACAAGGCGGCCCUGGAGAACAAUGCCUACGGCGGCAAAUGCAACCGUGGCAUGUCAGUUCCUGACUCUGUCUCGAUUCUGAUCAACAAGCCGCUGUCUGAGGACGAGUACUUCAAAGCCGCUACCCUCGGCUGGAUGAUCGAGCUCCUGCAGGCAUUCUUCCUUGUCUCGGACGACAUGAUGGACGGCAGUAUCACCCGCCGUGGCAAGCCCUGCUGGUACCGCCAGGAGGGUGUUGGCAUGAUCGCCAUCAACGACGCUUUCCUGCUCGAGUCGGCUAUCUACACCCUUCUCAAGAAAUACUUCAAGACUCACCCGGCCUACGUCGACAUUAUGGAGCUGUUCCACGAAGUUACACUGCAGACCGAGCUCGGCCAGUUGUGCGACCUUCUAACGGCUCCCGAGGAUGUUGUGAACCUCGACAACUUCAGUCUCGAGAAGUACACAUUCAUCGUCAUCUACAAGACGGCCUACUACAGCUUCUACCUGCCCGUCGCGCUGGCCCUGCACAUGCUGAACAUCGCCACCCCCAAGAACCUGAAGCAGGCCGAGGACAUCCUCAUCCCCAUGGGCGAGUACUUCCAGGUCCAGGACGACUACCUUGACAACUUCGGCCUGCCCGAGCACAUUGGGAAGAUCGGCACCGACAUCCAGGACAACAAGUGCUCGUGGCUCGUCAACCAGGCCCUGAGGCUGGCCACCCCCGAGCAGCGCAAGGUCCUCGAGGAGCACUACGGCAAGAAGGACAAGGCCCACGAGGCCGAGAUCAAGAAGCUGUACGACGAGAUGAAGCUUGAGCAGGUCUACCAGGAGUACGAGGAGAAGAUCGUCGGCGAGAUCCGAACCAAGAUCUCCCAGGUCGACGAGGCGGAUGGUCUGAAGAAGAGCGUCUUUUAUGCCUUCCUCUCCAAGAUCUACAAGCGAAGCAAGUAA
This is a messenger RNA of Anthostomella pinea, 1485 nucleotides long. The record is from the annotation of a GenBank genome assembly. Lineage: Eukaryota; Fungi; Ascomycota; Sordariomycetes; Xylariales; Xylariaceae.